Molecule: messenger RNA, 1152 nt
Organism: Rosa rugosa (rugosa rose)
Lineage: Eukaryota; Viridiplantae; Streptophyta; Magnoliopsida; Rosales; Rosaceae
Product: transcription initiation factor IIB-like
Exons: 2
Coding region: 51-1001 (316 amino acids)
Biological process (GO): transcription preinitiation complex assembly; DNA-templated transcription initiation
Cellular component (GO): transcription preinitiation complex; nucleus
Molecular function (GO): TBP-class protein binding
Source: RefSeq, a predicted model, not a curated record
CCCUAGGAGCGCUUUCUCUUCCUCUCUGCCUCUCCCCCCAAAUAUAACUAAUGGCCUACGCGGUCUCCGACACCGAUCAGUAUUGCAAAGACUGCAAAAGAAUCACACAGACCGUCUUGGACCACCGACAAGGCGACACUAUCUGCUCCGAGUGCGGUUUGGUUCUCGAAGCCUACUUCGUCGACACCACCGCCGAGUGGCGAACCUUUGCCGACACCGAAAACGACCACGACCCUCAACGCACCGGCGACGCCGUCAAUCCUCUUCUCCACAACGGCGGCCUCGGCACCAUGAUCUCCGACGCCAAAAACAACGUCGUUGGCUCUAACCAAUCGAGAAGUCUCGGCCGGGUUAACAAGAUGGUGCAGAAGCAGCAAAACCCUGAUAGGUCUCUCACCCAAGCUUUCGCCUCCAUCGCUUCGAAAGCUAGCAUGUUAGGGCUUAUGAACACAGUGGUUUCUCGUGCUCAACAGAUUUACAAGGAGGCAGAUGAUAAAAAGUUUUGUAGGGGAAGAAAAGACGAGGCCUUGACGACGGCUUGUCUAUUCCUUGCUUGCCAGGAGGAGGGCUUUCCCCGAACCCUAAAGGAAGUCGCCACGGUUGGGAAUGGGGCCACUAAGAAAGAGAUUAACAAAAUCAAGGAACAGUUGAAGAAAGUAUUGGAGAUUGAUAGCAAAAUCAUACAUGCCGAGGACCUUACGCGGCGGAGUUGCUCUUCCAUUGGUAUGAAACAUCAAGGGAUGAAGGCGGUGAACGAGACACUGGAGAAGUUGAAGGAGUAUGAUAUAAGGAGGACCCCCAAGUCGGUUUUGGCUGCGGUUAUGUACAUGAUGGUGCAGCUCUCAAACGACGUGACAAGCCUUAAAGAGGUAUCGCAAGCCGCUGAUGUUGCGGUAGGAACCACUAAAAAGACAUACAAGGAUCUUUAUCCCUAUGCUUCAAGGAUAAUACCCAGCUGGUUCGCCAAGUUGGAGGACAUCAAGAAACUUCGCAUCCCUUGAAGGAUAACUAGAUCUAGGUAACCUCUUGAUGUUUCCUCUGUCAUCGAUCCUGUAAAUGCUCAUUAGGGACUAGGGAGGGGUGACUAGUCGGCUAUACGUUGGACUCGGUCCGCCUGUGAAUCAGCCCUGAAUACAGAGCAUUAAAGCAAGA